Molecule: messenger RNA, 1002 nt
Organism: Mollisia scopiformis
Lineage: Eukaryota; Fungi; Ascomycota; Leotiomycetes; Helotiales; Mollisiaceae
Exons: 2
Coding region: 1-1002 (333 amino acids)
Source: RefSeq, a predicted model, not a curated record
AUGUCUCUAAAAACAGACGUCAAAGGAGCGCCACUCCUUCAUGAAUACUCAGGCACACAUUUCGAGCGCUUGGCGGUCUUCAUGGCAUAUCACGAUGUUCUCCCUCCGCUUGAGAAAAGUCAAAUGGAUCCUCAGGUAUUCGUCGCAAUCGUCGCAGAGCAUCACAGCAGUCGUGCGCAUCGCCUUCCUCUCAUGCGUAAGCUUCGCAUCGUCCAAGCACUCUGCAAGCUAUGCGUCAAUGGUCAUCUCAGUGCAGAAUCGUCGCUCAGAAAGUAUUGCUCAGAUGUCACCACCGCGGCGAUUUUGUCUCGCGAGUACAUUGCAAAGUUUCCGCAAGCAUUCAGUCCACCCGGUGCUAACCUUCCCGUCCCACCUCCAUUGUUGCCACCGCCGCAAGACCCCGGAUCCUCCUGGACCAGUGCUGCUCAGAUACUGGGUGUUAAGUCCACACCAAGACCACACCAAGACCACACCAAGAGGCAUUUUACUUCAAGACGUGUUGGAGGGAUGUUUUUUCGACUUUGCGUCUCAGCAAAACCCAGAACAGCUCAGAGAACUUGGUAUCGACUGUGCACCGCGCGUAGAACUCAGUCAGUGGUCUGCCGUAAUCGAUCAGCUACGCAUAGCAUCGGCCUCGCUCAGGGUGGCAUUGGAAAAGGACGAUGGAUUUUCGAAACUCGCAGACCGGUCUCCCAACGGAGGAAAGAGCAAGCUAGCCCUCAAGCUUAUUAUACGCAGAAUAGCUGGGAUCCGUCACUGCUCAGUCCACCGCCGCCAUCUACCACUUACCACGAUUCGAGAAAUGAUACUCGACGAUGCCGAGUUGCAUGGGCGUUCUAUAACCUUAAGGUCUUUCAGCUGCUCAGAUGGAUAUUUGUUAAUAUUGUAAAUAUCAUAGGUAAAUUAGGUGGCUCAGCAGUGGAGACUUUGUUGUACGAGGACUUGUUGGGAUUCGUUGAGAAAAUUAAGGAAGCUCGCAAGCAACAAAGAUUAAGGACUUGA